GUCACGUGUUUUGACUUCCACUCAGCAUAUCGACUCCACCGGCCGUGACAAUCCAAAAUGCCUCGUGCAACUUCAGGACGUUUCUCGCGUGCCCACCAGCCGUCAAUAAAAUCAGCCGCUGCAUCAUCUUCAUCCAAAAACCACAGUGCAAAUGAAGGGACUUCAGCCGGCGUCCGUAACCCAAUAUUCAAUACAGAAAGAUUCGGACAACAUAUCUUGAAGAAUCCACAGAUUGCUCAAACUAUCGUGGAUAAGGCGAACCUUCGCCCCACGGAUAAAGUCCUCGAAGUUGGCCCUGGUACAGGUAACCUUACUGUCAAAAUUCUUGAACAAGCCAAAAAUGUUACUGCUGUGGAGAUGGACCCACGGAUGGCAGCUGAAUUAACGAAGCGAGUUCAGGGGAAACCAGAACAACGAAAACUCGACAUAAUCAUCGGAGACUUUGUAAAAGCUGAUCUCCCAUAUUUCGAUGUAUGCAUAUCCAACACGCCCUAUCAAAUAUCAUCACCACUUGUCUUCCGCCUCCUCUCUCAUCGACCAAUCUUUCGUGUGGCAAUUCUCAUGUUCCAAAGAGAAUUUGCCAUGAGGCUUGUUGCUCAGCCCGGGACAGAGCUCUGGUCGCGGUUAUCUGCGAACGUACAGCUUUAUUCAAAGGUAGACCUAGUUAUGCACGUCGGCAAAAAUAACUUCCGACCAGCACCGCAAGUUGAGUCGUCAGUGGUCCGACUGGUACCUCUCGAUCCUCCUCCCCCCAUCAAGUUCGAGGAAUUCGAUGGGCUGGGUAGAAUCAUCUUUUCGAGGCGAAAUAAAAUGGUGCAUGCUACAUUCAUGGCAAAAGGGGUCAUCGAGAUGCUGGAACAAAACUGGAGAACGUGGUGCUCGACUCAAAAUAAGAUAAUCGAUGACGACGCAAACAUGAAAGCUAAAGUAGAAGAAGUCCUCAGCUCAUCGGGUUACUCGGAACAGCGGGCAGCCAAGAUGACCCUUGACGAUCUUUUAAAACUGCUAUCCGCAUUUCAUGACGAGGGCAUACAUUUUGCUUGAUAGAACGUUUAUCGGAUGUAUUGUAUUAGGCUGGUGAAUAUACGCCCUAUUGCUGCACA
This is a messenger RNA of Suillus subalutaceus, 1103 nucleotides long. Its product is annotated as S-adenosyl-L-methionine-dependent methyltransferase. Gene Ontology annotation, biological process: rRNA methylation. Lineage: Eukaryota; Fungi; Basidiomycota; Agaricomycetes; Boletales; Suillaceae. The record is from RefSeq and is a predicted model, not a curated record. The coding region runs from base 58 to 1044 and encodes 328 amino acids. Gene Ontology annotation, cellular component: mitochondrial matrix. Gene Ontology annotation, molecular function: rRNA (adenine-N6,N6-)-dimethyltransferase activity. The transcript has 8 exons.